ACUACGUAUUUUCUCUCUUCCUCAUUCCUCUGCCAUCUCUACUUUCGUAAAUAUUUUCUUGAUUUUCCCUCAAUUCUGACCGCGCGUGAGGCUAAACUGCACCUGACCAGUCCUUCCGUUGGUGAGCUUCCUUUUCCUCCCCAACUGCUGAUACUGACUAAGCUCCCUGUGCUGGUUCUCUUGCUGUCCAUCCAAAGACCAUCCUUGACAUCACAUCACCACCUCAUCAACCACCUUCCCCAACCCUCUUAGCCUUCAUCCUCCAUCAUCUCUUCGUUUUUGUGUCUUCCUUGUUGUCAUCUGUGCUCUUCUUGUCCUCGCGAGUCUGUUUCUUAGUCUCCUUGGACUCUCUGCCUUCCAUUCACCCCUUCCUCUGUUUCCGGUGCCGCGGUCCUCAUUCUGCUCAGCCAAGCUUCCAGCUGGACUCCAGACAAGAAAGAUGCCGGCCGAGAGGCGCUCUUUGAGAUCAAACAGCAAGUCAGAUACCUCUUCAUCUACUAACGGUGAGAAGGCCCGUUCUACCUCCCAGAGUUCUAGCUCCACCAAGGAUAAGCCGGCGCCUACUCGCGCUGCUGCCAACAAGGCCAAGUCUACAAAGGCUGCUUCUUCAAACAGCACUUCAAACUCCGGAAUGGGUGAACAGCGGGAACAGCCGCACACCAACGGCUCAGAUCCGACGGAGAAUGGCGUGAAUGGCUCUGAAGAUGUCGAGAUGGGAGAGGAUACGGCAGGUGGGCCUACAUCCUCAUUCAACGCCAACAAGGAUCGAAAAGGUGACGAGAAAAUGACUGUUGUAGUGCCCCCUACUAAGGGUUCGAGGAUAUCCGGCGAAAAUCCCCAGGACCAGGAAGGUGAUGUGGCGAUGGACGGUGCCGACGGCGAUGAUUCCCAGAAGCCUCAGUCAGAGGUCGUCGACCCCAAGGACAAGGCCAUCCAAGAUAUCAAGAUCAAUUUCACCCUUCUCGAACGAGCCGUCGCCCAUUUCGACCCCAGAUUCACCCUCCGCGUCCUGAGAUCGAUAUCAUCAAUGCGCAAACAGAUCACAUCCGACGUGAUUGCCGAGGUCGUCACUGAGACCUACCCACAGUCGAGUGCUGCCGCGUCCUUCUUGCUCAGUGCGGUCGAUCAAGCCGAUGCUUUCGAUAAAACUGCGGCCAGCUCCAAGAUGGAGGUCGAUACGGAGAAGAAGUCUUCUAAGGAGGUUCUGCCUGAGAUUGACACUUAUUUGUCUAUUCUGGUUCAGAUUUACCUCUACGACAGAAAGGAGAUCCAGAAGGGGGCCAAGUUUUCAACAAGCUUGAUUGAGCGCCUUCGCACUCAAAACCGCCGUACCCUGGACUCUCUUGCUGCCCGUGUGUACUUCUAUUAUUCCCUUUUCUUUGAGCAAAUCGCUCCUCUCCCUCCAUCUCCCGCGGCAACAGUCACUACCAUCCGUCAGCCUCUGCUGGCAGCCCUUAGAACCGCGGUUCUGCGGAAGGAUGUCGAUACUCAAGCUACUGUCAUGACACUCCUCCUGCGCAACUACUUGUCUACCUCUCAUAUCUCCCAGGCCGAUCUGCUGAUCUCGCACAAUCGUUUCCCUGCAUCUGCAUCCAAUAACCAGAUCGCUCGCUACCUCUAUUAUCUUGGUCGUAUCCGUGCUAUCCAAUUGCAGUACACUGAUGCUCACGGACAUUUGAUUGGUGCCACUCGGAAAUCACCCUCAAGCCACAGUGCGCGUGGCUUCUACCAGGCGUCCCACAAGCUGCUGGUUGUCGUCGAGCUUCUAAUGGGAGAUAUUCCCGACCGUGCUAUCUUCCGACAGCCUACUCUGGAACGUUCUAUGCACCCUUACUUCCUGCUUGUCCAAGCUGUUAGCGUUGGUGAUCUGGAUGGAUUUUUGAACAUUGUAAAUACACACAGUGCGACGUUCCGGAAGGAUGGCACAUACACUCUGAUCCUGCGCCUGCGACAAAAUGUGAUCAAGACAGGCAUCCGCAUGAUGUCUCUUUCUUACUCUCGCAUUUCUCUUCGGGAUAUCUGUCUUCGUUUGGGUCUAGACAGUGAAGAGUCUGCUGAAUACAUUGUUGCGAAAGCCAUUCGGGACGGUGUUAUUGAGGCGACCCUGGAUCACGAACGAGGAUUCAUGAAGAGCAAGGAGGUUGGUGAUAUAUAUGCUACGAGGGAGCCUGGCGAGGUUUUCCAUGAGCGUAUCAGGGCAUGCUUGAGUCUCCAUGACGAGAGUGUCAAGGCCAUGAGAUUUCCGAUGAACCAGCACCGUCUUGAAUUGAAGAGCGCCCAGGAGGCAAGGGAACGCGAGCGGGAGCUAGCCAAGGAAAUUCAAUAUGGGGACCUGAGCAUGAAAGCUCGCCCCGUUCCAGCCCGGAGGCUGGUUCUGCCCUCGCCGGUGACUCCCAAGACGCCUGCGAUAUGCUGGCAAUGCCUUCGCGACGACCUUCUCUUGGACCGGAUCCAAUGUCAAACACGCAAAUACCAUCCUACUAGACGGAAAGAUGUCUCUCCCUUUGGCGCCGCUGUUUCUGCUGCUCAGACCCUUUUCAAGGGCUUACCCAAAGCUCCCCCAGGAAUUUCGGUCGACCCGUUGAGAAUGGUGGGAAAGGAGCUCAAAUUUCUGACCAAGAAUAUUCGCCAACUGCUUGGAUCGGGUCAUCCGACGCUGGACAAGGUGGCAAAGUACUAUACUCGAAGUGAGGGCAAACAUAUGCGUCCCCUUCUGGUGCUGCUCAUGUCCCAGGCCACGGCGUUGACUCCCCGGCAGGGUCGCGCCGCCCCUACUGGAUCGGUGCCCGUGAAUGACCCCAUUAGCUCGCCUUCGAUUCUUGCCGAUACUAAUCCAGACCUGCACCCUAUCACGUCGUCAUCUGCCGAAGCUAAAUACGACUUCGUCGGCGACGAGAACAUUCUUCCUUCCCAGCGUCGACUGGCCGAAAUCACUGAGCUGAUUCACACCGCCUCUCUCCUCCACGACGAUGUCAUCGAUAAUGCCGUGACUCGCCGAUCGUUCAACUCUGCUAAUAUUCAGUUUGGAAACAAAAUGGCGGUUUUGGCAGGGGACUUUCUACUGGGACGUGCUUCUGUGGCAUUGGCGCGUCUGCGUGAUCCCGAGGUUACGGAACUGUUGGCCACUGUGAUUGCUAACCUGGUGGAAGGAGAGUUCAUGCAGUUGAAGAACACUGCCGAGGAUGAAAAGAACCCGGUCUUUACGGACGAGACCAUCUCUUAUUACCUGCAGAAGACGUAUUUGAAAACCGCCAGUUUGAUCAGCAAAUCGUGCCGGGCAGCUGCCCUGCUUGGAAAUAGCACCCCCGAGGUUGUCGAGUCUGCUUACUCCUAUGGCCGUAACUUGGGACUCGCCUUCCAGCUGGUGGAUGAUAUGCUGGAUUACACAGUCAGCGGGGUGGAGCUGGGCAAACCUGCUGGCGCGGACUUGGAGUUGGGUCUUGCGACAGCUCCGCUUCUGUUUGCCUGGAAACAGAAUCCUGAGCUAGGACCGUUGGUUGGACGGAAGUUCAGCAAGGAAGGAGACGUGCAGAAGGCCCGUGAAUUGGUGUACCGGAGCAAUGGUGUUGAACAGACUCGUGCUCUGGCUCAGGAAUACGCAGAUAAAGCGGUGGCUGCUCUUAGUAGCUUCCCCGACAGUGAGGCAAAGACGGGACUGAUCCAGAUGUGCGAGAAGGCGAUGAAUCGGAGAAAGUAGAACAUGACUCGCCUCUUCUUCCCUUCAUAUUGAAAUCCAGACGACUCUGCUCCCUUGAUAGAUUCGUGGCCAUUCAUGAUCCUUGAUUCGAUGUUUCGAGAGGAUGUAUCCACGACGGUCGAGCCCACACACUACCAGACAUUGCGACAAUGUCUAUGUACAAGUAUUUCUUUGUUUGUAUUAUUCGCCAAUGUACGUUUUAUUAUUAUUAUUAUUAUUGCCUAGAUGUUUUUUUGUCUUUGUUCUAUACAUAUGCAGGAACGGGUAGGAGUAAUGCCUGAGGGUGGGGGAUGGAUGACAUCCUGGGUUUAUUAUAUAUAGAAGUCAUCAGAUAC
Aspergillus ochraceoroseus IBT 24754 is the source of this 4032-nucleotide messenger RNA. RefSeq names its product proteasome regulatory particle lid subunit RPN3. Gene Ontology annotation, biological process: ubiquitin-dependent protein catabolic process; isoprenoid biosynthetic process; regulation of protein catabolic process. Gene Ontology annotation, cellular component: proteasome complex; proteasome regulatory particle, lid subcomplex. Lineage: Eukaryota; Fungi; Ascomycota; Eurotiomycetes; Eurotiales; Aspergillaceae. The coding region runs from base 440 to 3697 and encodes 1085 amino acids. Gene Ontology annotation, molecular function: enzyme regulator activity. The transcript is spliced from 5 exons. The record is from RefSeq and is a predicted model, not a curated record.